CAGGAGAAACCUGAAGAAUCGCCAGUCUCUCAGCAGCUGCUGCAUGACUCUCCUGAAGAUCCCUCCCCGUGGCUUUGCGAUCACCUCCCUGCGUCGUCAACCAUGGAACCUCCCGCAAUCACACCAUCGGCCCCGCUGAUGGUUCCAUUGUUGCGGUGACAUGGAGAUCUGGUGCGACGCCCGUAAGCCCGUUUUUCACCUCUUCCCAUGGAUGGUUGGUCAAUUUCUGCUUCCACAUCCUUCCGUCUCCACCGGCCUUCACUCCAACUACUUAUAUCCUGGAUUCCCGCCUUUGCUUUGUUCAAGCCUCUUCACCGAACUCAAUCUCUCAUUGUCUUUUAUCGCCAUCCGUCUGCUCGUCACCAUUUCGACAUUGCAGUUCAUUUCUUCCCUGAUUGACUCACUUCUGCGUCGGACAGCGCGUCCAUCACCAUCAUGGCGGCGAAGAAGCCUAACAUUCUCUACAUCAUGGCCGACCAGAUGGCGGCGCCCCUGUUGGCCUUUCACGACAAGAACUCCCCCAUUAAGACUCCUAACCUGAAUAAACUGGCUGAAGAGGGUGUCGUCUUUGACUCAGCCUACUGUAACUCGCCGCUCUGCGCUCCGUCGCGUUACGUGAUGGUGACAGGGCAAUUGCCCUCCAAGAUCGGCGCCUACGAUAACGCGUCCGAUCUGCCAGCAGACACCCCAACUUAUGCUCAUUAUCUGCGCCGUGAAGGCUACCACACGGCUCUUGCUGGCAAGAUGCACUUUUGCGGUCCUGACCAGCUCCACGGUUAUGAGCAGCGUCUGACCAGUGACAUCUACCCUGGUGAUUACGGCUGGUCCGUGAAUUGGGAUGAACCAGAUAUCCGUCCCGACUGGUACCACAACAUGUCCUCUGUGAUGGAGGCUGGCCCUGUGGUGCGCACCAACCAGCUUGACUUUGAUGAGGAGGUCAUCUACAAGUCGACUCAGUACCUCUACGACCAUGUGCGUCACCGCAACGACCAGCCUUUUUGCCUGACGGUGUCUAUGACUCAUCCACAUGACCCUUAUGCCAUGACCAAGGAGUUCUGGGAUCUCUACGAGGACGUCGACAUUCCCCUGCCCAAGCAUGGCGCCAUUCCCCACGAUGAGCAGGAUCCCCACUCGCAGCGGGUGCUCAAGUGCAUCGACCUCUGGGGCAAGGAGAUGCCCGAGGAGCGCAUCAAGGCGGCCCGCCGCGCUUACUACGCCGCUUGCACCUACGUCGACACCAACGUGGGUAAGCUGCUGAAGGUGCUCGAGAACUGUGGUGUGCGCGAUGACACCAUCAUCGUCUUCACCGGCGACCACGGCGACAUGCUCGGCGAGCGUGGCCUUUGGUACAAGAUGGUGUGGUACGAGAACUCGGCACGGGUGCCGUUCAUCGUGCACGCCCCGAAGCGGUUUGCCCCUAAGCGGGUGUCGGAGAACGUGUCGACCAUGGACCUGCUGCCGACCUUUGCCGGGAUGGUGGGCGCACCCUUGAUCCCGGAGCUGCCCUUGGAUGGUGUGUCGCUGAUGCCAUACCUGACGGGCGAGGAGGGCGUCAAGACGGACACGGUGCUAGGCGAGUACAUGGCUGAGGGUACGCAGUCGCCGACGGUGAUGAUCCGACGUGGCCGCUACAAGUUCGUGUACUCUCUGAUCGACCCGCCCAUGCUGUACGAUUUGGAGACCGAUCCCGCGGAACGGGUCAACCUGGUGGCGGGACUGACGGAGACGCCCCAGCUGGAGACGCUCAAGCCAGUAGCCGUGACACAGCUGCAUCCGGCACCGCUGCCGACGCCCAACGACUCGCCGCGGGUGUCCCCGAUGCAACGCACGUCGUCGUUCCCAUUCCCGACUCCUCCCCGCACGCCCAGCCCGGCCAAGACGGCGUCUGCACUGCCGACCACCAGCGACCCAGCGCAGCUACUGGCGUUCUUUACGGAGGAGGUGCACGCACGCUGGAACUUGGUGCAGAUCCGAGAGGACGUGCUACGGUCUCAGCGUCGACGCCGACUAGUAUACUCGUCGCUGAUCAAGGGCACCCCAUCGAUCUGGGACUACGAGCCGCGGGUGGACCCGAGCGCCCAGUACGUCCGCAACCAGGGCAAGGGAGCCUUGGACGAUGUGGAGUUGAUUUCCCGUUGGCCUCGCGUGCUGCAAGAGGUUGCGAAUGCCAAGGGGGUGCACGUUUAACUGGUUAUUAACAGAUUUUCGGUGGAUUACGAAAUUGCGAUGGAUUUUGCGAUAAAAUGUUGUCAUCUAGCGAGGCGCAUGGUGC
This is a messenger RNA of Aspergillus ibericus CBS 121593, 2272 nucleotides long. RefSeq names its product putative choline sulfatase. The transcript is spliced from 2 exons. NCBI's taxonomy places the organism in Eukaryota, Fungi, Ascomycota, Eurotiomycetes, Eurotiales, Aspergillaceae. The coding region runs from base 436 to 2187 and encodes 583 amino acids. Gene Ontology annotation, molecular function: sulfuric ester hydrolase activity. The record is from RefSeq and is a predicted model, not a curated record.